AUGGACACUGAAGCCGCGGCCGCCGCGCCGGUCGCCCUCUUCAAAAAGCGCGGCGCCAAGGGCAAAGCCAACAUUCGCAAGCGGCCCGCGACGCCACCGCCCGCCGACAGCGACGACAGCGACUACUCUUCCUCGGAGGACGAGUCGGGCCAGCGCGUCAAGCGCCGCAAGAAGACGGCCGUCGUGACGGCCUCUUCCAAAGCCGCCGCCGGCGCUGGCGCUGGCAAGGAGCUCACCGCAUCCGCGUACACGGCCGACCGCAGCGCGCCCCUCUCGUCCGCCAACGACGCCACCAAGCAGAGCAACUGGUACGACGAGCACGCCGCCGAUGCGCUAUCCGCCAAGACCCUGCUAGGCUCUUCGUCCUCUGCCUCGUUGUCGUCGUCCGCCGCCCGAAACGCACCCGACGGCACGUACAAGGGCCUCGCGAACCAGACAUCCUUCAUCACCAAGAACCCCGACGCGCCGCAGCGCUCCGUCGGCCCCAUCAAGGCCGCCACCAACAUCCGCACCAUUACCGUCAUGGAUUUCGCGCCCGACGUCUGCAAGGACUACAAGAAGACGGGCUUCUGCGGCUUUGGCGACAACUGCAAGUACCUGCACUCGCGCGAGGACGUCAAGCAAGGCUGGCAGCUCGACAAGGACUGGGACAUUACCUCCAAAGGCAAGACGCACCUCGGCGGCACCGUGGUGGCGAACGCGAACCGGGAUUCCGCGGCGGCGGCGGCGGCGACGGCUGGCGGCGAGGAUGCGGAUGAAGAGGCCAUGCUGGAAAAGAUUCCAUUCAAAUGCAUAAUCUGCGAGGGCGACUACCGCGAGCCGGUCGUGACGCGCUGCGGGCACUACUUUUGCGAGCCCUGCGCGCUGCAGCGCUACCGAAAAGAUCCGGCGUGCGCGGCGUGCGGUGCGGGCACGAAUGGUGUCUUCAACUCGGCCAAGAAGCUCAAGAAGCUGCUGGAGAAGAAGAGGGAUCGAGCGGAGAAGAAGAAGCAGACAGAGGGGGAGGAGGGGGAAGAGGUGAAAGGACAGGAAUAG
Molecule: messenger RNA, 1035 nt
Organism: Beauveria bassiana ARSEF 2860
Lineage: Eukaryota; Fungi; Ascomycota; Sordariomycetes; Hypocreales; Cordycipitaceae
Product: pre-mRNA-splicing factor cwc24
Exons: 1
Coding region: 1-1035 (344 amino acids)
Biological process (GO): snoRNA splicing
Cellular component (GO): U2-type spliceosomal complex
Molecular function (GO): metal ion binding
Source: RefSeq, a predicted model, not a curated record